This is a messenger RNA of Salvia hispanica, 564 nucleotides long. RefSeq lists its product as uncharacterized. The record is from RefSeq and is a predicted model, not a curated record. NCBI's taxonomy places the organism in Eukaryota, Viridiplantae, Streptophyta, Magnoliopsida, Lamiales, Lamiaceae.
AUAAAUAUAUAAAGGGCACGCAACUUCAAAAUCAAAACCCUCCCUAUAUUCGUUUGAAUACAUCGCUCUAAUUUUUCGGAUUUUGUAUCUUGAAUCGUAAUGGCAUCAUCUGCAGCUCUCAAGAGAUGGCUCAGGCCCGAGGUGUAUCCGUUGUUCGCCGCCGUCGGAGUGGCGGUGGGGAUCUGCGGAAUGCAAUUGGUUCGUAACAUCUGCACGAAUCCUGAAGUCAGGGUGAAUAAGGAAAACAGAGCUGCUGGUAUUUUGGAUAAUCAUGUGGAAGGGGAAAAGUACUCUCAACAUUUUCUUAGGAAGUAUGUCCGUAACAAGUCCCCCGAGAUCAUGCCUAACAUCAAUGGCUUCUUCUCUGACCCCAAAUAUUGAUCGAUUACUGAUGAAAUACAAUUGUUUUGAAGUUAUCAAGAUACAACAAAUGACAGAAUUGCAUUUUUUUGGCUCUGAUUGAGCACACAAAUAAAAGAACCAAUAUAUACUUUUCACAACAAUUCAUGAAUGAUUUGGGUUAAAUCUUUCCCCUUUUAUAUUAUUGAGCAUUCUUAUGGUUCA